This is a messenger RNA of Magnolia sinica, 1283 nucleotides long. Its product is annotated as short-chain dehydrogenase TIC 32 B, chloroplastic-like. Lineage: Eukaryota; Viridiplantae; Streptophyta; Magnoliopsida; Magnoliales; Magnoliaceae. The coding region runs from base 43 to 1011 and encodes 322 amino acids. The record is from RefSeq and is a predicted model, not a curated record. The transcript is spliced from 8 exons.
GCUUUUUCUUUCGUGUGUUGAGAGAAAGAGAUAGAAAGAGAGAUGGGGUUAUUGUCACUAAUCACAGGGAUGGCAGGGCCAAGUGGGUUUGGAUCUGCUUCAACAGCUGAAGAGGUUACUCAAGGGAUUGAUGCCUCCAAUCUCACUGCCAUUGUUACAGGUGGAGCAAGUGGAAUUGGCGCGGAGACAGUGAGGGUGUUGGCACUUCGUGGGGCCCAUGUGAUCAUGGCAGCAAGGAACAUUGAGGCUGCAAAUGAGAUGAAACAGCAGAUCAUCAAGGACAAUGGAGCAGCCCGUUUGGAUGUUCUGAAACUUGACCUCUGCUCUUUGAAGUCAGUCAGGGCAUUCGUGGAUGAUUUUAAUACCAUGGAUCUUCCCCUCAACAUCUUAAUAAACAAUGCUGGUGUCAUGUUCUGUCCUUACGAACUCUCCAAAGAUGGAAUAGAAAUGCAAUUCGCAACGAAUCAUCUCGGUCAUUUUCACUUGACAAACCUUCUCCUUGAGAAAAUGAAGAACACAGCUAGAUCCACUGGGACUGAGGGACGAAUCGUGAACCUGUCAUCCAUUGCGCAUAUUCACACGUACAAUCAAGGGAUACGAUUUGAUAAUAUCAACGAUCAGUCUGGAUAUUCGGACAAAAGGGCAUAUGGGCAAUCUAAACUAGCAAACAUAUUACAUGCCAAUGAAUUAUCUCGACGUUUACGGGCAGAAGGCGCAAAUGUCACUGCAAAUUCUGUUCAUCCUGGAUUAAUAAUGACGAACCUCAUGAGACAUUCCGCCCUUCUAAUGAAUGUGUUGAAAGUAUUCACAAUUUUCUUAUGGAAGAGUGUGCCACAGGGAGCAGCUACGACAUGCUAUGUCGCACUACAUCCAAGCCUGAAGAACGUGAGCGGUAAGUACUUCCUCGACUGCAACCAGAUGGCUCCGAGCAAAUUGGCCAAAGAUGAAGCAUUGGCAAAGAAGCUGUGGGAUUUCAGUAACAAGCUGAUCAGCUCGGCACAACAGCCCUGAAGUAAGAUUAUUGCCUUGAUAGGAUUAUACUAGUAGCCUUAUGUUUUCCACAUCUCUGAUGAUAGAGAGAAAAGAAAACAGAAUUCUGCUAUUGAAUUUCAGUUUCUACAGUAAGGAUGUUGCAAUUACAGUGUUUAUGUAUGCUACAUUUCUAUCCAAGUUUAAGCACGAAAUGUCACUCUCGUCUUUACGAACAGCCUCGAAAUUGUAUGAUUUACGAUUUGAAUCUUACGGCUCGGUAUGAAUUAUAUCUGAGAGAAAUCUUACAUGAA